Molecule: messenger RNA, 2593 nt
Organism: Caenorhabditis angaria
Lineage: Eukaryota; Metazoa; Nematoda; Chromadorea; Rhabditida; Rhabditidae
Source: the annotation of a GenBank genome assembly
AUGAAUAUGUCAACUGAUUUUGUUCACGCAGAAUUUGCAAUGGUUACAGGUAGGGCAAUAAUAUUUGGGUUACUGUGAGAAUUCCAACUUUGAUUUUGUUUUUUCAGCAACAUUCAAAUUUAAAAAAAAAUUACCACUUUUUGAAAUUAUUUUUAAGAUUUGGAAAGCUGGUUUGAUUCAGAUUUUAUUUUCCAAUAAUUUUCCGUUACCUUUCAUUCAGAAACUUCAAUCUAUUUUUUCGACUUUUAUUUUUUAUAUCAACAUAGAUAUGCAAAUCUAAUGAAAUCAUUCCAUGUGUAAUCUAGUUGACAAUUUUUGAGUUCUAAUGACAACUCAAAGAUUUGUAUCAUUCUAUUUUUAAAGUGCAAAAAUCUAUGAUACUUUUUUAUGACAAGAAAUUCUGAUGUUCUUUGAUUUUGUCAUGCCCUUUCUAGAAUUCUACAAUUCUAGAACCCCUCGUAAAAAUCUAAUUCUAGACGUUGUACUCGCAAUUAACCCGACUAGCCAGUCAUAAGGCAAGACUAACAAAGUGAAUAAAAAUGGGCGUGGCAAAGGUUUUUCCAAAAGAAAAUAAUAAAUUGAAUAACUCCCCUUCCGAAAAAAAACUCACCUGGUUUUGAUUAUCUUACGCCCCGAUUAUGUCGCUAUUUUAUUCGGAUUCAGACUUGACUUCUUCGGCACAUAUGGGCGAUUUUCAAGUUGAUUAUGGACAGACACUUUUUAUGUGUAUACUGUAUAUUGUUAUAGGUUAGUUUGAGAACGAGAUAAUUUUCAAAAAUGAAAAAAAAAUUAAUCGGAUUUUUUAAAUUUCACGUUAAAAAUAAUAUUGGUUUGUUUUUCAAAAGAUUAGAACACCGUAGUAAAAAUUUUCAGAAACUGAAUAGUAUGAACUUCGUUUAGGUUGUUACCAAAGAACAUGUAUUUUAAUGAAUCUCUAUUCAUUUACACAAAAUGGUUUUUAGAUUUUGUACAGAAUUUACUCGAAUACAAAAAUCCACUGUGUUCAGAUUUUCUUUCUCUAUUUCUUUAGAAAACAAGAAAACAAAAAACAAUCAACACUGAGUUUUUAAUUAUUUUUUGAUCAUCUUCAUUCUGAUUAUUCAGAUUGUAUACUUCGAGUUUCAAUUUUACCAAUUUAUAGUUUUCCAGUCUAGCACAAACUUUGUCUAGUUUAAAACCAAAGUACUUUCAAAUCUAAGCACAUUUAUUUUUAUUCAACAACGUGAUUAAAUUCAAUGAAUUUUCAAAGAUAUUCAUGUUUCUAUUGAAACUUUCUCAAUCAAUUUCUAUUCAUCUAUUUUUGAAGUUGCAACGUCAAACUUUCCCACUGAAAAACUUGAUAACAAGAACCCAGAGUUGCACUGUGUUCAAACUUUAUUUUUGGAAAACAAGAAAACAACAACACUUUGAAAAUAAAUAUAGAUUUCUCAAAAUACCGUAGCCGCAAAGAAAAUGUUACAGGUUCAAUUUCGAUGCUUUGCAGUUUAACAACAAUCACUCUGUAUUUAUCGAGUCGAGAAUUGAGAAAGAAAUAUAUAUUUUAUGUGGUUCUUGAUUUUUGUGAAUUUUUAGAUGGUUUGUUGUUUUCGUUCUUCCGAAAAAUUUGUUAAUCCUUCUCGAAUUAUUUUUUUAGCUGUGAGUUAUGUUUUACUUGGAAUUGGUCGAGGUUAUGGUUUGAUUGCUGGUUUCAUUGGAACGAAAAUUACAGUUCAUGAUUGUUUUUAUACAAAAUAUUGGCCGCAUUUAUUAAUUCUUGGCACUGAACUUCCCUCAAUUUGCACACUUUUUCUAUCAUUUGAAAGAAUUUUGGCUGUCACAAAACCGGCGUUGUAUAAAAGAGGAUGUACACAAAAUUUCAAAUAUUCCUUAAUUUCAAUGGUUCCUGUAUUUGGAAUCUUGACAAUAAUCGCUGCGGGACUUUCAGUUUCUGGUGAAGCUGGAGAAAGAGUUGUUGGAACUCAACAUUGUGCAAUUAUAACAAGUACAGGAAAAUAUUAUGCAACAUUUCAUUUUAUAUUUAUUGUUGCUUCUCCGAUUGUUUCAUUUGUUUCAACACUUACUGUUUGGUCAACCCAAAGGGUAUGGAAGGUUAUUUGAAAACUAUUCUCUAUUUUGUAUUUAUUCCAAUUUGUUUACAGAAUUUGGCAAAGUCAAAAUAUGGCUCACAAGAUAAUCAUUUGGGAAUGAUUUUAGCAAUGUCUGGCACAUCAAUAUUACUUUUAGCGUCACCGGCUAUUGUGAUGUUAACAAUUCGAUGGGAUAUUAAAGAUUGGGGUGAUAUUCAAGUUGCGAUAACUUAUGCAAUGCCAGGGUUAGUAUAAGCAUGUGAGAACUAAAAUAGAAUUCAAUGGUUUUCAGAUGUCUCUCAAUUGUUAACACAAUAAUUGCGUUCAAAUUCCGGAAAGAACUACGACUUCAACUUUUACAUUUAUUGGGUUUAGGGUGAAUAAUUUUCUUUUAUUUUAUAGUCAUUUCCAAUAUAUUUUUCAGAUCAAAACCUCAUCAUCAAAUCGAGCAUUCAAUGUUUACCCGAGCUUCUUCUCACUUCUCAAGUAGAUCUAGAGGUGGAUUGACAAAUGUACAAAAUAUUUAA